AUGGCUGAAAUCCUCGAAUUUCCGGCAUACAAAACGCGUAUAUCUCAUCAUUGCGUGUCCAUCUGGUGCUCAUUCACUCUCCCCACACAGGAUGAUUUAUUCGGAGAUGCAGAGGAUAGUGACGAUGAUCCCCUUUUAGAUACCGACAGAAGUAUGAGUGGGAUGAAUCGAGUGCAACGGGGAGUGGACUCCGUUGUGGAUGUCAUGAAAGACAAUAUUGGGAAGGUAUUAGAUCGGGGCGAUAGGUUGGAACAAAUUGAGGAGAGAUCAGAGGGAUUAAUGGAGGGUGCAGAAGCUUUCCGAAGUGGGUCCAACCGAGUGCGAAGACAAAUGUGGUGGCAGAAAAUCAGGCUUCAAUUUCUGAUCGGCGGAGUAGUUGCGGUCUUUGUUCUGUUUUUCAUAGUGUGGUGUUUCGUCCUAUGAUGAGGGGGCGUAGGAAUGCUUGUCGUGAUAGUCGCAAUACCGCAACAGUCUCUAGAAUGUUUCUACAGUCGUUGCUGGCGACUAGUAACCACAGUUCGGAUGAAGUGGCCAACGGAACGCUCGCAUUAUACACGGACGCACACGACUGACUUAGGUGCACUUGUAAUGAGAAACGCCUGCUAUCGCAACAAUAUCGUUGAUAUGAUUCGACCUAAGUACUUUAUAAGUCGGGUGUUUGUUGGUCAAGACAUAGCCAUAUGAUGAGGGGGUAUGCAGUCAUAUUUACUAUUGAGGCCAGCUAGUGCUGUGUAGGGCAUGGACAAGCUUCAAUAUAGUCUCACUGAUCAUUACAUCAAAACACGCAAGUGUGCAUUUUUAGUCACUUUUAGAUAAAAAAAAGUCUCUUUUAUAUGACGAUUGUAGUAUGAGUGUCGGAAUGAACGCUCACGAUCAUAUAGCUACUACAUUACCAAAUCGGGGCGGGGAAUUGAGUUUGGAACUCUGCCACAACAGUUCCGAGCAUUCGGGUAUCAAUGAAGCACUAUCUGAGUAAGUAGGGGUGUACAUUGUCAUUUUGAUAGCAAACUUCAUUACUCUGUCGGUUCAACUGAAACCAUUGUUCGUGAAUGGAUGCUUAAAUUUCCGACCCUCAGAAUAUUAUGUGCUGCAUGUCGAUUAUUGCGAAGUACCAUACUGAGGUGUUGAUCAAUGUUUCUUCUCUCGGGACUCGUGACAUUGAAAUUCAAUCGAAAGCAGAAAAAAAAGGAGUAUCAGGACACAGUGGGCAGUUUCAAGAUUAACCCUGGUAUAGGUAUUGCACAAUAUGCAGCAGCAUUACUAAUCGUAGGUUUUAAAGUGAUUGAAAAAGGUCACGGAAACUGGACAGCUAGCAGUACCACACUCGCACUGUAGAGUGAGAGCGUGACUCACUAAAACCUGUAGGGCAUACUAUGCUGGCAAAUAGGUUGAGUAUCUCAAUUGCUGCACUAGAUUUAUUUCACAACACUGAUUGUUUAAAAUUGACGAAGUAGUACACUACCAGGCUUAAUCAAUUGACGAAGUAGCACUAGUAAGCUUAAUCAAUCAAUAACAAUCAAUGCCCAUAAACUUACGCGGCCGCGCAAAGUGCAAGUUGUAAUCGGUACCGACCUGAUCUGAUAAAAUGCAUCAAACACCACCAACUUCUAAUGCCUCCAGCUCUCAACAACCCUCGUAUGUGUAAAAAUAUACAUAAUCGCAUUCUACAAGAUAAGCAUUAAGCAGCCUCUAGAGGAUAAUAUUAAGUAGUACUUAACUUUCGAACGAGAUAUGCUGCUUUAUAUCGAAUGCCAUGGAUGGCCG
This is a messenger RNA of Sphaeroforma arctica JP610, 1764 nucleotides long. RefSeq lists its product as hypothetical. The coding region runs from base 1 to 423 and encodes 140 amino acids. Gene Ontology annotation, biological process: Golgi ribbon formation; vesicle-mediated transport. Lineage: Eukaryota; Ichthyosporea; Ichthyophonida. Gene Ontology annotation, cellular component: membrane. The record is from RefSeq and is a predicted model, not a curated record. The transcript is spliced from 6 exons.